Molecule: messenger RNA, 5172 nt
Organism: Quercus lobata
Lineage: Eukaryota; Viridiplantae; Streptophyta; Magnoliopsida; Fagales; Fagaceae
Product: early-responsive to dehydration stress protein (ERD4)
Exons: 2
Coding region: 286-2667 (793 amino acids)
Cellular component (GO): plasma membrane
Molecular function (GO): calcium-activated cation channel activity
Source: RefSeq, a predicted model, not a curated record
AAAAAAAUCAAACCCAAGGUGAGUUCAACUGAAAAGAUUCUCCUUCAUAAAAAAGUUUCCAAUUCGGCAAUUCCUCGUAGACACCCAAUCAAAACGGAAAUACACAGUGAAAUUCGCUUUCCAUUUUUUCCACGAAAAGUAUUUUCCUAAACCCUAACCCCAAAUUUCCUCUUCUCUUCAUGAAUCAAAAUGUAUAUCCCACCCAAUCGCACCUCAAAAUUUCCUUAAAUUCGAAAACCCCCAAAGUAAUUAAACCCUAGAAAGAAUCUAUCAUCAUAUUCGGCCAUGGAUCCAAUGGGCCUGAGCCUGGGCCCAAUUCCCUCCCCCGACGGCGACGGCGACGGUGGUGGCGGCGUCGAUGCCUGGUACGGUAACAUCCAGUACCUUCUCAACAUCUCCGCCAUCGGCUCCAUCUGCUGCGUCGUCAUCUUCCUCUCCAUCAAGCUCCGCAGCGACCACCAUCGGAUCCCUGGUCCCACCGCCCUCUUCACCAAGCUCCUCGCCGUCUGGCACGCCACGUGUCGCGAGAUCGCCCGCCACUGCGGCGCCGAUGCCGCUCAGUUCCUCCUGAUCGAAGGCGGAAGCUUCGCCGUACUCUCCUCCAUCGCUCUCCUCUCGAUCUUCCUGAUUCUCCCUAUCAACAUCUACGCCGGCACCGCUUCUCUGAACGACGACCAGUUCUUCAAAACGACGAUCAACCACAUCGCCAAAGGCUCUCCUUUGCUCUGGAUCCAUUUCCUCUUCGUCGUCGUCGUCGUCGUUUUGGUUCAUUUCGGUCUCUCCGCGAUCGAAGAGAGGUUAAGGUUCACUAGGUUUAGAGACGGGAAUGGAAAUCUGAGCGAUCCGGCUGCGAAUUCAACCGCGAUUUUCACUAUAAUGGUGCAAGGAAUUCCAAAGCGUCUCAGCGCCGAUGAUCGAAGCGCUUUACAUGAGUAUUUCCAGUACAAGUAUCCCGGAAAGGUAUACCGCGUUGUUCUUCCGAUCGAUUUGUGUGCCUUGGAUGAUUUAGCCACCGAAUUGGUUAGGGUUAGGGACAACAUUUCUCGUUUGGUUGCUCGAAUAGACUCGCGCGAAUUCAAUGAGAUUGAGGUGACUUACGUGAAUACAAUGUGGAGAAAUGUACUGGAAAAGUUGGGAUUCACAGAUGAAGAUAAGUUGAGAAAGUUACAAGAGUCGCGAGCUAAGUUAGAGACCGAAUUGGCUGCUUAUAAAGAAGGCCGAGCUCCAGGUGCUGGUGUUGCCUUUGUUGUGUUCAAGGAUGUUUACACGGCGAAUAAAGCAGUUCAAGAUUUUCGGAACGAGAGGAUGAAGCGGUUUGGGAAGUUCUUUUCUAUUGUGGAGUUGAGGCUGCAGAGGAAUCAAUGGAAGGUCGAGCGAGCUCCUUUGGCUACAGAUAUAUAUUGGAAUCACUUGGGUUCGACGAAGCUUCAAUUGAGAUUGCGGAGAGUGAUGGUGAACACUUGCUUGCUGUUGAUGCUCUUGUUUUUCAGCUCUCCACUUGCUGUGAUCAGUGCUGUGAAAGGCGCUGGACGGAUUAUAAAUGCAGAAGCUAUGGAUAGUGCGCAGUCAUGGUUGGCUUGGGUGCAAAGUUCGAGCUGGCUCGCCAGUCUAAUCUUUCAGUUCUUGCCAAAUGUGAUUAUAUUUGUGAGCAUGUAUAUAAUAAUCCCGUCUGUUCUUUCGUAUCUCUCUAAGUUUGAACGGCAUCUUACAGUGUCCGGGGAGCAAAGAGCUGCACUUUUGAAGCUGGUGUGCUUCUUCUUGGUGAAUCUGAUUCUCCUAAGGGCUUUAGUCGAGUCUUCGUUAGAGAGUGCAUUGUUGAGUAUGGGAAGGUGUUAUUUGGAUGGGGAGCAUUGUAAGAGGAUUGAGCAAUACAUGAGUGCAUCAUUCUUGUCAAGAUCAUGCCUUUCCUCGCUUGCAUUUUUGAUCACGAGCACGUUUUUGGGUAUAUCAUUUGAUCUAUUGGCUCCGAUUCCUUGGAUUAAAAGGAAUAUUCAAAAGUUCAGGAAGAAUGAUAUGCUCCAGCUGGUCCCUGAAACUGAAGAAUACCCAUUAGAGCAUCAAGAAAUAGAUGGUCUUAGGAGACCAUUGAUGCCCGAGAGUCUGUAUGACAGUCCUAGAUUCAAUAGUAUUGAAUCUAUCGAUAUCCCGGGCCAAGAUCUUUCUGUAUAUCCAAUCAAUAGAACAUCAACUGCCCCGAAACAGACAUUUGAUUUUGCACAGUAUUAUGCAUUCAAUUUGACAAUAUUUGCACUGACCAUGAUAUAUUCAUCAUUUGCUCCACUUGUGGUUCCUGUUGGUGCAGUUUAUUUUGGCUAUAGGUAUGUGGUUGACAAGUAUAACUUUCUGUUUGUAUAUAGAGUCCGGGGUUUUCCUGCCGGAAAUGAUGGGACGUUAAUGGAUACUGUAUUGAGCAUCAUGCGAUUCUGCGUAGAUCUGUACUUGGUCUCGAUGCUCUUGUUCUUCUCGGUCCAAGGAGACUCCACUAAGCUGCAAGCUAUAUUCACGCUUGGGUUGUUAGUAAUAUAUAAAUUGUUGCCGUCUAAUAAUGAUGGUUUUCACCCAGCUCUUUUGGAAGGCAUACAGACUAUUGAGAAUGUUGUAGAUGGGCCAAUUGAUUAUGAGGUCUUUUCUCAGCCUAAGUUCGAUUGGGAUAUAUAUAAUUCAUGAGUGGAGCUGUAACUGUAACACAUUAUUGAUCAGUUAGUUGACUUGUGCAGAUCCUUCUCUGUUGGCCUUAUAGAAUUUAUUUAAAAAAAAAAAACUUAUUUCUCUGUUGUUCAUAUGUAAUUGUAAACGUGUUUUAUUAUAUUUAUUCAUUCUUGUUUACUUUGUAUAUAUGCUGCUAGAGUCUCACAUGGUACAUUGCAGUCUGAAAUGCAUGAAAUGCAGAUUAUCUCUGACUUUGUUUUGAAGCCCCCCAAUCGGUGAAGGUUUGCUGGAGGUACACAAUUCAUUGGAUUAUGCACAUUCCUCCAAUUCUUUCAUUUUUUGCAACCCAUUUGAUUUGUUUGUUCUUGACUGCUUAUGGCAGAGUCAUGCUCAUUUAUAGGGUUCAAGUUCAGUAGUGUGAAAUUCAUUUUACUUCUUGUAACUAGUGGCUUCAUGGAGCUAUUUGGGAAUUGUUUGAAUCUCUAAAUUACUGUAGUUUUGAUGAAUUUAACUACAAAUGAUUAGUAUAAUAGAUGACUUAGUUUCGAAAAUGCCUCAAGCCCUUGCUAAUGUCUACCAUUGAAGGCAAGGUAUCAUGAAAUUAUUCAAUCCCUCUAUUAUAUUAUACAUGUGGUUCUCAUAACCAAUAUAAGUAAGCCAUUAUGAGUUUUAGUGACUAUGUGGACUGUCUAAAAUUAGGAGUGGAUAAGAAAUAGCUUCUUCUUAUUUAUGGUAAGACCACAUGGCUUCUUCCCAUUGUAUUGAAUAAUAUCUCCACCCUCUUUUAACUCUUGAUCAUGGCCUAUCUUAAGCAUUUUAUUUCUUACCUCUUGUCAUUAAAAGUGGGAACCAAAAUUUGAGGUGCUCAUGCGAAAAUAACUCUCAAUCUCGCUAUCCAAAAUGAUGCAUUGAGAAGGGGUCAGAUUAGAGUUAAUGCUUCAUUGUUAGUAUUUGAUUAAUGAUUUAAGGAUUUAGCUCAUCAUUUACUGAAAAAAAAAAAAAUAGCAGCACAAAAUACAUGACCAUAUAUAACAAUUAUUCUAUCAAUUAUAUAUAUGUAUAUAGAACAAUUAUUCUCUCCUAUCCAGAUUUAUCUUGUUAAAACAGGCAUGCUUUACAAGCAAAAAAGUGGGGUCAAACCCAAAACAUCCAGUAGUCCAUGCUGCAAACGUGAGGGUUCAUGCAAUUCCGCAUGACCUGCCUCAUGAUAGUCACCAUGAAAAAGAAACUGUUGUGAUGCUCUAAAUGAAUAUUUGAAAAAUUAUAAUUGCAUUGGAGAAAGUGUUGAAAAUGCAAGGUGAGCUAUAUUUUGGGAGUUUGAUGACAAGUGGGUGCAAAUUUACUUGGACCAAAUGAAAUGUAGGCAAAGAUGAGAAAUAGAGAAAAAUUAGGAGAUAAAAGCCAACUGGUCAAGACACAUCCUUAACCAUUCUUAGCCAAGCAAAUGCUCUCUCCUACACUCGAGCAGGUUUUACAAUCCAAUGUGGCUCCACUUAUCAGUAAUUUCUCACUUGCAACUCUCUCUCUCUUUUAAACGUGUGGCUAACCAUUAAAUUAACUGAAAGUUUUUAAUUAAUUGCCAUUUUGAUGAAGAAGACUUAAAUUGUGAGUCACAAGUAAGUUGUUGUUUCAUUUACUUGUGACAUUGAUUUUCUUCUUCAAUUUUGAGGGUCAAGCUCAAGGCAGGAGAGAGUUAUGCAAUAUUGCAAUAUGCAUCAUUCAGCAGUGAAAAGCAAUCUUGUUGGUUCAGGUUCAGAAACAAACAAGCUUGGGUCUAGAGGCAAUGACCAGCCCCUCUGCCCUAAGCCCCGUCGGAUUGGGCCUGCCAUUCCUGAAUUUCUCAAACCCCAAAGAUGUAGCAAGCACAGCCAACCAAAUAUAGAGGGGAGAAGAGAUAUUCUGAAUAUAAUUUCUGAAAAAGUAAGUACAUGUUAUGCUGUUGUUAUUAUUAUUUGUCUGCGUUAUAUUAUUCCACUCCAAUAUUUUCCUUCAUCAAAGAGUUUCAAUGUCAGUCUAAUACAAUUUGAUCAUCUCUAAUGGUUUAAUGUGAGUGCUUACACAGAAUAGUACUGAUGGAAGGGAUUAUAUAUGCAAUGGGUGUACAUCAUGUUACCCGGGGUCCCCUCCAGGAAGAACAGAUAAUCCGUUGGUUCAUGACGUGCAAUUUGUUCAUCAAAUGGAACUUCUUUCGCCGUUUACACAAACUAAGCUCUCUGAUAAAUUUGGCUUCACAUCUGCCUCUCCAGUAUGAGAGCUUCAGAAAAUGAUGCAGCAGUUUUGAGGAAAGUAUAUGAUUGUCCUUCCAAUGAGUUUCCUUCACUAGGAGCACCAUUUUGAGGGGUUCUUUUUUUUUUAGCACUAUUAGUAUGAGUAUGCACUUCCAAGUCUUAAUUUUGGGAAUCAGUUUGUAAAUAUUGUGAGAUGAAUGCAUUCAAAUGCAUCUUGUACAUAUUCUGAGAGGGCUAUGAUCAUUUCUUGUAUAUUCACUAAGUCUAUGUCAAUUGUAGUCAUUGUUAAAGAGUA